GUGCCGACCGGCGGCGCUCCGCGCUGCCCGCUCGCUGUGUGAGCCGAGUCCCGGUGCGCACCGCGUUGAAAAGUGCCGGCGUCGGCGUCGGCUCCCGCAGAGUCUCCCGGCACGGCGGCGCUGCCGCUCCGCUCCCGCAGCCCGACAGCUGGCAGAGCUCCGCCGCGAUGUCCGCGUUCCUCCUGGUUCUCCUGGCAGCGCACUGGGGAUUAUCGCCCGUCGCGGAGGUGCUGGCAGCGGGAGCCCGCGGAGAGGAACAUCAUUUAUGUGAUGUAGGAGAGUUUCUGUGUCGUGAUCGCGUGACUUGUGUCUCCCAGCACUGGCUGUGUGAUGGAGAACCCGACUGCCCCGAUGAUUCAGAUGAGUCUGUAGACACAUGUCCCGAAGAAGCAGAUUUCAAAUGUCCUCUGAAUUACAUGACCUGCAUUGGUACAAACAAAUGUGUUCACUUGUCCCAGCUCUGCAAUGGUGUUUAUGACUGUUCUGAUGGGUACGACGAAGGAGUGCAUUGUCGGGAAUUGCUACCCAGAUGCCAGCAGAUGAAUUGUCAGUACAAAUGUGCCAUUACCAGGAAUGGCACCAAGUGUUACUGUGGAGAUGGCUAUGAAACAAGCAGUAAUGGAAGAAGCUGCACAGAUUUGAAUGAGUGUAAUACAUAUGGAAGCUGCAGCCAGAUGUGUAUAAAUACGGAUGGAUCAUACACCUGUAGCUGUGCAGAGGGUUACGUUCUUCAGCCUGAUAACAAAUCCUGCAAGGCCAAAAAUGAGCCUGCUGAUAGACCUCCUCUUCUUCUGAUUGCGAACUCUGAAACAAUAGAGGUAUUACAUCUUAAUGGAAGCAAAGUGUCUGCCAGAACUCCUAUAAAAGGAUCUUCUAUUUUGACACUAGAUUAUAGCUACAGAGAGGACACUAUCUGUUGGAUUGAAUCAAGGGAUCUUGCAAGUCAGCUGAAAUGUGCAAAGAUAACAAAAGCUGGGAAGUUAACAGACGAGUGGAUAAUAAAUGUUGUGCAGUAUCUUCACAAUGUGCAGCAAAUAGCAAUUGACUGGAUCACUGGAAAUUUUUACUUUCUGGAUCAUGUCAGUGAUAGGAUCUUCGUUUGCAACCAGAAUGGAACGGUGUGCAUUACACUCAUUGAGCUGGACCUCAGUAACCCUAAGGCCAUAGCUGUUGAUCCAACAUCAGGAAAGCUUUUCUUUACAGACUAUGGGAAUGUUGCCAAGGUUGAGAGAUGUGACAUGGAUGGAAUGAACAGAACAUGGAUAGUGGACUCUAAAAUUGAACAGCCAACUGCUCUUGCACUAGACCUCAUCAAUAAAUAUGUGUACUGGGUUGACAUUUAUCUGGAUAAUGUGGAAGUUGUUGACUAUGAAGGGAGAAAGAGGCAUACAGUCAUAAAAGGGAGACAAGUUAGGCAUCUCUGUGGUUUGACAGUAUUUGAAAACUACUUAUAUGCAGUUAAUUCAGAUAACUUCAGUAUUUGGCAAAUAAACAGAUAUAAUGGCACUGAUGCUCGGUCCCUUACCAGACUUGAAAAUGCAAAGGAGAUCCGUGUGUACCAGAAAAGAACUCAAACAUCAGUCAGAAGCCAUGCAUGUGAGGUGGACCCAUAUGGAAUGCCAGGGGGAUGUUCACACAUCUGUCUGCUCAGCAGCAACUACAAAACACGGACUUGUCGCUGCAGGACUGGCUUCAUCUUGGGAAGUGAUGGCAGGUCAUGCAAAAGACCAAAGAAUGAAUUGUUUCUUUUUUACGGGAAGGGACGCCCAGGAAUAAUACGAGGAAUGGACCUGAAUACCAAAGUAUCUGAUGAAUACAUGAUCCCUAUAGAGAACUUAGUCAAUCCUCGUGCUCUGGAUUUCCAUGCAGAAACCAAUUACAUUUACUUUGCUGAUACUACCAGUUUCCUAAUUGGUCGGCAGAAAAUUGAUGGCACAGAGAGAGAAACAAUCCUCAAAGACGAUCUUGAUAAUGUAGAAGGCAUAGCAGUGGACUGGAUUGGAAAUAAUCUUUAUUGGACAAAUGAUGGCCAUAGGAAAACAAUCGCUGUAGCCAGACUGGAAAAAGCUGCUCAGAGUCGGAAAACAUUGCUAGAAGGAGACAUGUCUCACCCCAGAGGAAUUGUUGUUGAUCCAGUCAACGGCUGGAUGUAUUGGACAGACUGGGAAGAAGAUGAAAUAGAUGACAGUGUGGGAAGAAUUGAGAAGGCAUGGAUGGAUGGCUACAGUCGGCAGAUUUUUGUAACAUCAAAGAUGCUUUGGCCGAAUGGUUUAACUCUGGACUAUCAUGCCAAUGUGUUAUACUGGUGUGAUGCCUAUUAUGAUCACAUUGAAAGAAUAUUUUUGAAUGGAACUGAAAGAAAGGUAAUCUACAGCGGAAAAGAUUUGAAUCAUCCUUUUGGAUUAUCACAUCAUGGAAAUAAUAUUUACUGGACAGACUAUAUGAAUGGAUCUAUUUUCCAGUUGGAUCUGAUCACAAGGAAUGUGACACUGUUAAGAAGUGAGAGACCACCUUUGUUUGGGCUUCAGAUAUACGACCCCCGUAAACAGCAAGGUGAUAAUGCAUGUCGUGUUAACAACGGAGGUUGCAGUACUCUCUGUUUAGCCAUUCCUGGAGGCAGAGUUUGUGCCUGUGCUGAUAAUCAGUUUUUGGAGGAAAACAGCACAACCUGCACAAUUAAACAUGGAGAAAUGCCACCACAGUUGUGCAAAGCCGAACAGUUCCAGUGUAACAAUAAGCGCUGUAUCCAUGAUCGCUGGCGCUGUGAUGGAGAUGAUGACUGUUUGGAUGGCAGUGAUGAGCAUGCUGACAUUUGCUUCAAUCAUAGUUGUCCUGAGAAUCAGUUUAAGUGCCAAAAUAAUCGCUGCAUUCCCAAGAGAUGGCUUUGUGAUGGAGCUAAUGACUGUGGUAAUAAUGAAGAUGAAUCAAAUAAAACCUGUGCAGCAAGAACGUGUCAGAUCGACCAAUUUUCUUGUGGGAAUGGACGCUGUAUUCCAACAUCUUGGCUGUGUGACAGGGAGGAUGACUGUGGAGAUCAAACUGAUGAAAUGACAUCCUGUGAAUUCCCAACAUGUGAACCACUAAUUCAAUUUGUUUGCAAAAAUGGAAGAUGCAUUAGCAGCAAAUGGCUCUGUGAUUCAGAUGAUGACUGUGGCGAUGGAAGUGAUGAAUUAGGCUGCAUCCACUCCUGUUCUGCUGAUCAGUUCAGGUGUUAUAAUGGCAGAUGUAUCCCAAGCCAUUGGGCAUGUGAUGGUGACAAUGACUGUGGAGAUUUCAGUGACGAAACCAGAACAAAUUGCACCAAGGGAGGAACUCCCACUCCUGGGCGAUGCAACGGGAAGGAAUUUCAGUGCAGUCCUGAUGGGAACUGUGUUCCUGAGCUGUGGCGCUGUGAUGGAGAAAAGGACUGUGAAGAUGGUAGUGAUGAAAAAGGCUGUAACGGAACUAUACGACUGUGUGAUGAAAAGACAAAGUUCUCCUGUGUGAGUACAGGGAGAUGCAUUAGCAAAGCGUGGCUAUGUGAUGGCGAUAUUGAUUGUGAGGAUCAGUCUGAUGAGGAUAAUUGCGAGGGCUAUAUGUGUGGACCACCAAAAUACCCUUGUGCUAAUGAUACCUCCAUCUGCCUACAGCCUGAGAAGCUCUGCAAUGGGAGAAGAGAUUGUCCUGAUGGAUCUGAUGAAGGCGAUCUUUGUGAUGAGUGUUCGCUUAACAAUGGUGGAUGUAGUCAUCAGUGUUCUGUGGUUCCUGGAGGAAGAAUUGUGUGCUCGUGCCCCGUAGGAUUCAAUCUCAGCGUAGACAACAAAACUUGUGAAAUUAUGGAUUAUUGCACCAAGCACCUUAAGUGUAGUCAAGUAUGUGAACAACAUAAAAAUAGUGUGAAAUGCUCAUGUUAUGAAGGCUGGAAGCUCAGUAAGGAUGGAGAAAAUUGUGUUAGUACUGAUCCAUUUGAAGCUUUCAUAAUUUUUUCUAUUCGACAUGAGAUCAGAAAAAUUGAUCUUCACAAACGUGACUACAGCCUUUUAGUUCCUGGUUUAAGAAAUACAAUAGCACUUGAUUUUCAUUUCAGUCAGAGUUUACUGUACUGGACAGAUGUGGUGGAGGACAAAAUUUACAGAGGCAAGCUUUCUGAUACUGGAGGUGUAAGUGCCAUUGAGGUGGUAGUACAACAUGGCCUUGCGACACCUGAAGGUCUUACUGUAGACUGGAUUGCAGGAAACAUAUACUGGAUAGACAGCAAUCUGGACCAAAUAGAAGUUGCAAAGCUAGAUGGUACUUUGAGAACAACGUUAAUAGCAGGAGCUAUGGAACAUCCAAGAGCUAUUGCUUUGGAUCCCAGAUAUGGAAUUCUAUUUUGGACAGACUGGGAUGCAAAUUUUCCUCGCAUUGAGUCCGCUUCUAUGAGCGGAGCGGAAAGAAAGAUCAUAUAUAAAGAUAUGGAUACUGGAGCUUGGCCUAAUGGCCUCACGGUGGAUCAUUUUGAGAAAAGAAUAGUAUGGACAGAUGCCAGAUCAGAUGCUAUUUAUUCUGCAUUAUAUGAUGGAACCGGCAUGAUAGAGAUUAUACGGGGUCACGAAUACCUUUCUCACCCCUUUGCUGUUUCUUUGUAUGGGAGUGAAGUAUAUUGGACAGAUUGGCGGACCAAUACACUUGCAAAAGCCAAUAAAUGGACUGGACAGAAUGUCAGCGUAAUACAAAAAACAAGUGCUCAGCCCUUUGAUCUUCAGAUAUAUCACCCAAGUCGUCAGCCACAAGCUUCAAAUCCAUGUGCUGCUAAUGAGGGCAGAGGUCCAUGUUCUCACAUGUGCCUGAUCAAUCACAACAGAAGUGCUGCAUGUGCAUGUCCACAUCUGAUGAAACUUUCUUUAGACAAGAAAACAUGUUAUGAAAGGAAGAAAUUCCUUCUUUAUGCGAGACGUUCAGAAAUAAGAGGAGUGGACAUAGACAACCCCUAUUUCAACUUCAUUACAGCCUUCACUGUUCCUGACAUUGAUGAUGUGACUGUCAUAGAUUUUGAUGCUGUUGAGGAGCGGUUGUAUUGGACUGAUGUGAAAACGCAGACCAUCAAGCGUGCCUUCAUUAAUGGCACUGGUUUAGAAACUAUUAUUUCAAGAGAUAUUCAGAGUAUCAGAGGUCUUGCAGUGGAUUGGAUAUCACGGAACUUGUACUGGAUUAGCUCAGAAUUUGAUGAAACACAAAUUAAUGUGGCACAUUUAGAUGGUUCCUUAAAAACCUCAAUCAUCCAUGGAAUUGAUAAACCCCAGUGUCUUGCAGUUCACCCAGUAAAAGGUAAGCUCUAUUGGACUGAUGGAAACACCAUUAACAUGGCUAAUAUGGACGGCAGCAACAGCAAAAUCCUCUUUCAGAAUCAAAAAGAUCCUGUUGGUUUAUCAGUAGAUUAUGUGGAGAACAAACUUUACUGGAUCAGUUCAGGAAAUGGAACCAUUAAUAGAUGCAACCUGGAUGGUGGCAGUCUUGAAGUAAUAGACUCAAUGAAAGAAGAUUUACCAAAAGCCACAGCUUUAACAAUAAUGGAUAAAAAGCUUUGGUGGGCAGACCAGAAUUUAGCUCAGAUUGGAACUUGUAACAAACGAGAUGGAAGAAACCCAACUAUCCUGCGAAACAAGACUUCAGGUGUUGUGCAUAUGAAAGUAUAUGAUAAGGCAGCACAGCAAGGUAGCAAUUCCUGUCAAUUUAAUAAUGGUGGAUGUUCCCAGCUCUGUUUACCAACAUCAGAAACCACAAGAACCUGUGUUUGUACAGUGGGCUACAACCUCCAAAAAAACCGCAUGGCAUGCAAAGGUGUAGAAUCAUUUGUUAUGUAUUCUGUUCAUGAAGGGAUUAGAGGAAUUCCUCUUGAUCCAAAUGAUAAAAUGGAAGCUUUAAUGCCUAUAUCUGGAACCUCAUUUGCAGUGGGCAUAGACUUCCAUGCAGGUAAUGAUACAAUCUAUUGGACCGACAUGGGUUUCAACAAAAUUAGCAGAUCUAAACGGGACCAAACAUGGAAAGAAGAUGUUGUUACAAAUGGCUUGGGAAGAGUUGAAGGCAUUGCAGUGGAUUGGAUAGCAGGUAACAUAUAUUGGACAGAUCAUGGCUUCAACUUAAUUGAAGUUGCCAGGCUCAACGGCUCAUUCCGAUAUGUAAUCAUAUCCCAGGGUCUGGACCAGCCAAGAUCUAUUGCAGUACACCCCGAAAAAGGGUAUUUAUUUUGGACAGAGUGGGGACAGAUUCCUUGCAUAGGAAAGGCAUAUUUAGAUGGAUCUGAGAAGGUUGUUCUUGUGAGCCUGGGGAUUGUGUGGCCUAAUGGGAUUUCCAUUGACUACGAGGAAAAUAAAUUAUAUUGGUGUGAUGCUCGUACCGACAAGAUAGAAAGAAUUGACCUUGAGAGUGGAGGGAAUCGGGAGAUUGUGCUGUCAGGGAGCAAUGUGGAUAUGUUUUCAGUUGCGGUGUUCGGAGCUUACAUCUACUGGUCUGACAGAGCACAUGCAAAUGGCUCUAUUAGAAGAGGCCACAAGAAUGAGGCCACGGAUGCUGUGACCAUGAGGACUGGCCUUGGAAUAAACCUGAAGGAAGUGAAAGUCUUUAAUAGAGCACGAGAGAAAGGUACUAAUGUUUGUGCCAAGAAUAAUGGUGGAUGUCAUCAACUCUGUCUUUAUCGAGGAAAUGCACAAAGGGCUUGUGCGUGCGCGCAUGGCUAUCUUGCAGAAGAUGGAAUUACCUGCCUAAGACAUGAAGGCUACCUCUUAUAUUCAGGAAGGACAAUAUUAAAAAGUAUACAUCUUUCAGAUGAAAACAACUUAAAUUCACCAGUAAGGCCAUAUGAAAAUCCAGAGUACUUCAAAAAUGUGAUCGCUCUUGCUUUUGACUACAGUCUCAAAGGAAGAGGUACUAAUCGGAUAUUUUUCAGUGAUGCACACUUUGGAAAUAUACAAGUUAUUAAUGACAACUGGGCUGGCAGAAAAGUGCUAAUAGAAAAUGUUGGGUCAGUGGAGGGGCUUGCUUAUCACAGAGCUUGGGACACUCUAUAUUGGACCAGUUCAACCACAUCCUCAAUCACAAGACACACUGUUGACCAGAGACGUCGAGGAGCUUUCAACCGGGAAGCAGUAAUCACAAUGUCUGAAGAUGAUCAUCCACACGUACUAGCUCUAGAUGAAUGUCAAAACUUAAUGUUUUGGACUAACUGGAAUGAGCAGCUCCCAAGCAUAAUGAGAUCUACCCUGUCAGGCAAAAAUGCGCAGGUUAUCAUUAGCGCGGAUAUUUUGACACCCAAUGGACUUACCAUUGAUCAUAGGGCGGAGAAACUUUACUUUUCAGAUGGCAGCUUGGGAAAAAUUGAGAGAUGUGAAUAUGAUGGAUCACAAAGAUACGUAAUUGUCAAAUCUGGACCGGGUACAUUUCUCAGCCUGGCUGUAUAUGAUGAUUAUAUUUUUUGGUCUGAUGGAGUGAGAAGAGCUAUUCUGCGUUCCAGUAAAUACACAGGAGGAGAUACAAAAGUUCUUCGUUCUGAUAUCCCACAUCAGCCAAUGGGCAUUAUUGCUGUUGCCAACGACACUAACAGUUGUGAAUUAUCUCCUUGUGCACAAAUGAAUGGAGGUUGUCACGAUUUAUGUCUUCUGACUCCUGAUGGACGAGUGAAUUGUUCAUGUAGAGGGGAUAGAAUACUGAUAGAUGAUAACAGAUGUGUGACUAAAAAUUCUACUUGCAACACUUAUUCUGAGUUUGAAUGUGGAAAUGGUGAAUGCAUUGAUUACCAACUAACUUGUGAUGGCAUUGCUCAUUGUAAGGACAAGUCUGAUGAGAAACUGUUUUACUGUGAAAAUAGAGGCUGUCGAAAGGGUUUCAAACCGUGUUCUAAUCGACGCUGUAUUUCGCGUAACAAAGUAUGCGAUGGUAUGAAUGACUGUGGUGACAACUCUGAUGAAUUGGAUUGUAAAGAUUCAGCAUGUGCUUCAACAGAAUUCCGUUGUGCAGAUGGGACUUGCAUUGGAAAAUCAGCACAGUGCAACCAGAUCAUUGAUUGUGCAGAUGCUUCAGAUGAAAAGAAUUGUAAUAAUACAAACUGUGCUUACUUCUAUAAACUUGGAAUUAAAUCUGCUGGAUUUAUUAGCUGUAAUUCCACUUCACUUUGUAUACUGCCAGAAUGGAUAUGUGAUGGAUCUAAUGACUGUGGAGAUUACACAGAUGAACUAAAAUGUCCAGUUCAAAACAAACCCACAUGUGAAGAAAAUUAUUUUGGUUGUCCUAGUGGAAGAUGUAUUCUGAACACCUGGCUUUGUGAUGGGCAGAAAGACUGCGAGGAUGGAGUGGAUGAAUUGCACUGUGAUUCAUCCUGCUCGUGGAAUCAGUUUGCUUGUUCUGCAGACAAGUGCAUCUCUAAGCAAUGGACUUGUGAUGGUGAGGAUGACUGUGGAAAUGGUUUAGAUGAGAGUGAUGCUAUUUGUGGUUCAGUGACGUGUGCAGCGGGGACAUUCAGUUGCCUGGGCUCCCAUGCCUGUGUUCCUCAGCACUGGCUUUGCGAUGGUGAAAGAGACUGUCCAAAUGGAAGUGAUGAACUCUCUACAGCAGGCUGUGCUCCCAAUAACACUUGUGAUGAGAAUGCUUUCACGUGCCGUAACAACAUCUGCAUUCCAAAACAGUUUGUAUGUGACCAUGAUGAUGACUGUGGAGAUGGAUCAGAUGAAUCACUGGAAUGUGGAUACCGUCGCUGUCAUCCUGGAGAGUUCACUUGUGCUGAUGGAAGAUGCUUGUUAAACUCCCAGUGGCAAUGUGAUGGGGAUUUUGACUGCCCAGACCAUUCUGAUGAAGCACCUAUAAACAAAAAAUGCAGAAGUUCAGAGCAGUCAUGUAACAGCUCUUCCUUCAUGUGCAAAAAUGGCAAGUGUAUUUCUCAGAGUAAUGUUUGUAAUAACAAAGAAGAUUGUAGCGAUGGCUCUGAUGAGAAAAGUUGCCACAUUAAUGAGUGCCUCAGCAAGAAGGUUAGUGGCUGCUCUCAGGAUUGUCAGGAUCUUCCUGUUGGAUACAAGUGCAAAUGCUGGCCUGGAUUCCAGCUGAAGGAUGAUGGCAAAACAUGUACAGAUAUUGACGAAUGUUCAUCUGGAUUUCCCUGUAGCCAGCAAUGCAUCAAUACAUAUGGAACGUACAAGUGCUUGUGUACUGAUGGGUAUGAAAUACAGCCUGAUAACCUAAAUGGCUGCAAAUCCCUUUCAGAUGAGGAACCUUUCUUAAUUCUGGCUGAUCAUCAUGAAAUAAGAAAAAUUAGCACUGAUGGAUCCAACUACACUUUGUUGAAACAGGGACUGAACAAUGUGAUUGCAAUAGACUUUGACUAUAGAGAAGAGUUCAUCUACUGGAUUGAUUCCAGCAGACCAAAUGGAAGUAGGAUAAACAGAAUGGGUUUGAAUGGAAGUGACAUCAAGGUAGUCCACAAUACAGCUGUUCCGAAUGCAUUGGCUGUCGAUUGGAUUGGAAAGAAUCUGUAUUGGUCUGAUACUGAAAAGAGAAUUAUUGAAGUAUCUAAAGUGAAUGGCUUAUACCCUACUGUCCUUGUGAGCAAAAGAGUGAAGUUUCCUAGAGAUCUCUCCUUAGAUCCACAAGCUGGAUACUUGUACUGGAUUGAUUGCUGUGAGUAUCCUCACAUUGGUCGUGUUGGUAUGGAUGGCUCCAGUCAAACUGUUGUCAUAGAAACACAAAUAUCUAGACCUAUGGCACUUACAAUAGACUAUGUCAAUCAUAGACUCUAUUGGGCUGAUGAAAAUCACAUUGAAUUUUCUGACAUGGACGGAUCUCAUAGACAUAAAGUCCCUAAUCAAGAUAUUCCAGGGGUGAUUGCACUAACAUUGUUUGAAGACUACAUCUAUUGGACAGAUGGGAAAACCAAAUCACUCAACCGUGCCCACAAAACCUCUGGAUUAGACAGACUGUUGCUAAUUAACUCCUGGCAUACCAUAACUGAUAUACAGGUGUAUCAUUCUUACAGGCAACCUGAUGUGUCUAAACAUAUGUGCACAGUAAACAAUGGUGGUUGCAGUCAUUUAUGUCUUUUAGCCCCUGGCAAGAUGCAUACAUGUGCCUGUCCCACUAACUUCUACCUUGCUGCAGAUAACAAGACAUGCUUAUCAAACUGCACUGCCAGUCAGUUCCGUUGCAAAACUGACAAAUGUAUUCCAUUCUGGUGGAAAUGUGACACUGUUGAUGACUGUGGAGAUGGCUCUGAUGAGCCUGAGGAGUGCCCUGAAUUCAGAUGUCAGCCAGGACGUUUUCAGUGUGGAACUGGACUUUGUGCCCUUCCAGCCUUCAUCUGUGAUGGAGAGAAUGAUUGUGGGGACAAUUCUGAUGAACUGAACUGUGACACACAUGUGUGUCUGUCAGGUCAGUUCAAGUGCACAAAGAGCCAGAAAUGCAUUCCGAUAAACCUGAGAUGCAAUGGACAGGAUGACUGUGGUGAUGAAGAAGACGAAAGAGAUUGUCCGGAAAACAGUUGUUCUCCAGACCACUUCCAGUGUCAAACAACAAAGCACUGCAUUUCUAAACUGUGGGUAUGUGAUGAAGACCCAGACUGUGCUGAUGGAUCGGAUGAAGCUAACUGUGACAAAAAAACUUGUGGGCCUCAUGAAUUCCAGUGCAAAAACAACAACUGUAUUCCAGAUCAUUGGAGAUGUGAUAGCCAAAACGAUUGUGGUGAUAAUUCUGAUGAAGAAAACUGUAAGCCUCAAACGUGCACUUUGAAAGACUUUCUUUGUGCAAAUGGAGACUGUGUUUCAGCAAGAUUCUGGUGUGAUGGAGACUAUGACUGUGCAGAUGGCUCAGAUGAGAGGUACUGUGAAACAGGCUGUUCAAGAGAUCAGUUCCAGUGUUCCAAUGGUCAGUGCAUAUCAGCAAAAUGGAAAUGUGAUGGUCAUGAAGACUGCAAACUUGGGGAUGAUGAGAAAAAUUGUGAACCAGCAUCUCCAACCUGCUCUGCAAGUGAGUACAUCUGUGCAAGUGGAGGCUGUAUUUCAGCGUCUUCAAAAUGUAAUGGAGAGUAUGACUGUGCUGAUGGAUCUGAUGAGAUGGAUUGUGUAACGGAAUGCAAAGAAGAUCAGUUUCGAUGCAAAAAUAAGGCCUACUGUAUCCCUGUCAGAUGGCUUUGUGAUGGAAUCCAUGACUGUGUGGAUGGUAGUGAUGAAGAAGACUGUGUCCAAGGGGGGAGUAUAUGUAGAGCUGAUGAGUUCUUGUGCAACAAUUCCCUCUGCAAACUGCAUUUUUGGGUUUGUGAUGGAGAAGAUGACUGUGGAGAUAACUCUGAUGAAGUCACUGAAAUGUGUGUUAAGUUUCCAUGCCCUCCAACAAGGCCAUACAGAUGUAGAAACAACAGGGUUUGUCUGAGACCUGAGCAGAUUUGCAAUGAGGUUGAUGACUGUGGUGAUAACUCGGAUGAAGAUCACUGUGAUAAAAUCACCUAUAAAGCAAGACCAUGUAAAAAAGAUGAAUUUACUUGUAGUGAUAAGAAAUGUAUUCCCAUGGAGCUACAGUGUGAUUGGUUUGAUGACUGUGGAGAUGGUUCAGAUGAGCAAGACUGCAAAAUAAGUGUCACAGAAUAUACAUGUGAAGAUAACGUGAAUCCUUGUGGAGAUGAUGCGUACUGUAAUCAAACAAAAUCAUCUCUACUGUGUCAGUGCAAGCCUGGAUUUCAGAGAAAUGAGAGAAAUAGACAAUGUGAAGACAUCAAUGAAUGUAUGGUAUUUGGUGCCUGUUCCCAGCACUGCAAUAAUGUUAAAGGCUCAUACAGAUGUGCAUGUGAGAAAAAUUAUAAGGAAUGGAAUAACAGUUGUAAAGCAAAAGGCUCUGAAGAACAAGUUCUCUAUGUUGCUAAUGACACUGACAUCCUGGGUUUUGCAUAUCCAUUCAACUACAGUGAUGUUCAUCAACAAAUAUCACAUAUUGAACAUAAUUCAAGGAUAACUGGAAUGGAUGCAUAUUUUCAAGGGAACAUGAUUGUUUGGAGUACUCAGUUUAAUCCUGGAGGAAUUUUCUACAAAAAACUUCAUGAUGAAGAGAAAAGGCAAAGUAACAGUGGUUUGAUAUGUCCAGAAUUUAAAAGACCUAGGGGCAUUGCUGUUGACUGGAUUGCUGGAAACAUUUACUGGACUGAUCAUUCCAGAAUGCAUUGGUUCAGCUACUACACAACACAUUGGACUAGUCUGAGAUAUUCCAUCAAUGUAGGUCAACUGAAUGGACCUAACUGUACAAGACUCCUUACAAGUAUUGCAGGAGAACCAUAUGCAAUUGCUGUAAAUCCUAAAAAGGGGAUGAUGUACUGGACAGUUAUUGGGGAUCGUUCUCACAUAGAGGAGUCAUCUAUGGAUGGUACAUUGAGAAGGAUAUUGGUUCAGAAAAAUUUACAAAGGCCUACAGGUCUUGUAGUUGAUCAGUUUAGUCAGCGUUUGUUCUGGGCUGAUUUUGAAUUGUCUGUCAUUGGCAGUGUUCUGUUUGACGGUUCUGAUUCAGUUGUGUCUGUGAGCACUAAACAAGGUUUACUGCAUCCCCAUAGAAUUGACAUUUUUGAGGACUACAUAUAUGGAGCAGGUCCUAAAAAUGGUGCAUUUAGAGUACACAAAUUUGGCAGGAGCCUUGUAGAAUAUCUAAGAGUCGAUGUUGAUAAAGCGAAAAGUGCCUUGAUCUUUCAUCGCUACAAACAAAUGGACUUGCCUAAUCCAUGCUUGGACCUGACAUGUGAAUUCAUUUGUUUACUCAACCCUUCUGGUGCAUCAUGUGCUUGUCCAGAAGGAAAAUCAUUAGUUAAUGGAACAUGCAUAGACCAGAGUCUAUUAGAUGAUACAUGCAAACUGACCUGUGAAAAUGGAGGAAAGUGCAUUAUAAACGAGAAGGGGGAUCCACGAUGUCACUGCUGGCCAAGUUACUCAGGUGAAAGGUGUGAAACCAACCACUGCUACAAUUACUGCCAGAAUGGAGGAACCUGUGGAGCCUCUCUCCUUGGGAGGCCCACCUGCAAUUGUGCACUGGGUUUUACAGGACCAAACUGCAAUCAGACAGUCUGCCAUCAUUUUUGCCAAAAUGGAGGAACCUGCAGUGUCACUGCUGGAAAUCAGCCCUUUUGCAGCUGCUUGCCUGAGUAUACAGGAGACAGAUGUCAGUACUAUGUUUGCCACCAUUAUUGUGUGAAUUCUGAAUCAUGUACUAUUUCUGAUGAUGGAAGCGUAGAAUGUGUCUGUCCAGUACGAUUUGAAGGUCCAAAAUGUGAAGUGGAUAAGUGUAUAAGAUGUCACGGGGGACACUGCAUAAUAAACAAGGAUACUAAUGACAUAGUAUGCAAUUGCACUAACGGAAAGAUUGCCUCCACAUGUCAGUUAUGUGAUGGCUACUGCUACAAUGGUGGUACAUGCCAGCUGGACCCCGACACAAACGUACCUGUCUGUCUAUGCUCUGUGGGGUUUAAAAGUCAGCGCUGUGACCAGAAAGUGAACCCUUGUGAUUACUACUGUCAGAAUGAGGGAAUUUGCACUUUAACUGCGUUUAAUGAACCGAGAUGCAAUACAAUCAAAAAUCCUUUGCCAGUGUUUUUCAUGCAAUGAAACUCCAACUAGAGCUACCAUAAAUCCAUUAGAAAGUAGAGUUCUGUCCACCACAAAUUAAAAUUUUGAAGAAUAUGGAGCGGUCUUUUGGUGAGCAUUCAUUGGACAGUUGCUACUUUUCUAUAUCAUACUUGGGUUUUAACAAUAACAUAGCUCAAAGAAAAACAUGUUGCUGCUUGUAAGGUCAUGUAAUGCAAAUACGAUUCCUCCUUUUUUUUCCAAAAUAUUGAAGACCAUACCUGAGCUCUCGAGAAGGUAACAGUCCAGGAUUUAUUGUGAAGUGUUUUAAUAGAUAAAAUAAUCUGAAAAUAAAGCAUGGAGAAUCACUCCUAUAAUUCUUAAGAAUGCGUUAACCACUUAAAAGGUAAAAGUUUUUCUUUUUAUUAAAUGGAUUUUCAUAGAUAAGAAUGAAGGAUAUAUAAUUAUUUUUAAUACUAAUUUUUAUUGCCAACAAGGGUUACUUUAUCUUUCAACUGUAGUCAAAUCUGUCAGAAAUACAACAGUAGAAUUUAAACAGUUAUUUGAAUUACGAUCUUCCUGAGCAGCAUUGAUAUUUGUUUGUGACAUUGCCCAUUCUCUCGACCUUUUGAUCUAGUUUAACUAUAUUUGGUGUCUAAAAUAGUUGUUUGGUUUUUUAGAGAGAUAUUAAAUCAUAUUUAAAUCUCUUAGUCUUUGUGUUGAUAACAUGCAUUUUAACCUCAUCAGUGGUUCUGUGUGUGGUCAGAUGCCAAAUGAACAAGUUGCUUGAUAGAGAGAUAGAGAAUUGUAAUUCCAAGUGUCUCAGUCCUUGCCAGCCACAGUUCUCACUUGGUUGUUUUCUGUAUCUUCUUUUUGUGACACAAAUUAGCUUUAAAUUGAAGCUUGUUUAUAAUUUUACCAACCUUGUACAGUCAAGUAGAAGACUUCAGGAAGGAAUGAAACAGUCCCAUACUUCACUAGAGUCACUGCGCCAUGGAACAGCAAUUUCAAAGCCUUUUUCUAUUAGUUCUGCUCCAUUAUUAGAGAAAAUAAUGUACCCAUUGAGCAUGCAUUGCUGGUCACGCUGUGUGUGACAUCUACCUGAUCUCUAAGAGACAGUUAAGGGUUUACAUUUUUCUUAACUAGUCAAGGGUGGAUGAUUUCUAGAAGGAAGAAAUUGGAAGUAGCUGAUUUUAUUUGAAUUCAGUAAGAGCUCCUCUGCCUCUUGCAGCUAAAUCAGUUGAGAAAGCAAACUUUAUGCAUAAUAAAGCCCCUAUUAUCAUUCAGUAAAUACUAGAGAGAAUAAGAUUUAUCCAUUCUUAAGCACAAUUCCAUAGAAAUAAUUAUGUAGAAAUUCCUAUAUGAACUUACUCUCCUUUUAUCAACCUUUGCUGCAAGGGUUGAUUUUUUUUUUUUUUUUUCCGGGAAUCUUCUUAUUUCAAGGCUUUUGAACUUUGAAUCCAAUAAAUAUCAGGUGCACAUGGGAAAAGACUUGUACUUUCCACUGAACAAGUUACAGAAUGUAUUAAGGCCUUAACUUGACUAUACAUCAAACUCCAGAAAAGAAAGAAUUUGUGGAGUUGGUCUCCAGCUUUAGUCAAUGCUCUACCAAGUUGCAUAGGCUGUUUUGAUUUUUGGAUGUAAAAUCCUGCCCAAUCUAAAUUAUGAAUUAUUAACAUUAUUUUUCUUUAUUAUUUAUUUUUCUGUAUUAUUUUCCUUCCUACUCAAUAGUGAAAAUUGAAAGAGAAUUUCAUAUCAAAAUGAUAAAAUUUGAGGCAUUGACUUUCUGAAAAUUUCACUCCUGCAGUUUUCCUGUACUGGCAUGAUCUUGUAUUGUAGUUACUGGUUUUGUAGCUUUUACAUAUUGUGUUUAUUUAAAGACAUCUUCUGUACUACCCUGUAAUGGUAUAUGGGGGUGAGGAGGAGGGAAAGGGGACAUGUAUAACACAAGGAGAUUAUGAGAUAUGUUGGAAUUGCUCUUUUAACUUAAUCAAUUGAAGAAAGAAUGAACUUGAGAUCAGAUGCAGAUGAGAGAUAAUCAAGAAUUUUUUUUUUUCCCAUUUAUUGUAUGAACUGUCAUUUGUAUUUUUUCUGCAGUUUACAGUCAAACCUGACAAAAAAAAAAAAUUCUAUUGAUCCUUUUCAACAUCUAUCUGAAUGGAAAGAGUUUAUAAAUGCUUUAAUAGACUUUCGAAUGACCCUGAAUUUAAUGUGACAACAGUAAGAUUAUAUUGUUAUGCUGUCUAAAUAAGAUGAUAGUCAAUUUUCCUUCUUUUACUACUGUAUGUGCAUCUUAACUUCAGAGCCCAUAUUUUUUAGGUGUCAGUCCAUAAGAAAGACAGAAAUUCAGAGGACUAUUCACAGUGUUAAAUUAGUUGCCUUGGUUAGAAGUGUUGACACUUCACAGACCUUGAGGUUGUGUUGUAUUUCUGGACUAGAAUACUGUUUUUUCUACAAUGAAGAAUAAGUCAUCCUAGACACUUUAAUUGCUUACAAUAAGUGGAUCUGUGACUUUGAGAGCAAAUUUUGUAGAGAAAUCAGUGAUCUUUCAAAUUAAUUAAAAGGCUCAUGCCAUAGAGGAGCUUGAAGGAAAGCAAAACUAUGGUAGCAGAAGAAUCUGACAAGUGAAGGAUGGAGAAAGAAGAAAUGACUUCAUUUCUAAAAUGAGAAUUUUGUGAGAGUAGUAUGUUAAAAACAGUAGUGAAAAAAUAGGGAGAGGAAAAAAAUACAUUUUUUUCAUAAACAAGGACAAGAAGCUUGAAGUGAUGAUACUGAGACAGCAAAAUAAAUACUUUCUGCAGGAACUUAAUGAAUGAGAUAUUUUGCCAACUUUAUUUUCAUUAUCUGUGUGUGUGCGUGCAUGCAUCUGAGUGUGUGUGUGUGUGUGUGUGCGUGCAUGCCUGCAUGGGUACAUUGUAUGCAAAUCUGAGUGAGCUCCUCUACCAGAGUACCUUCCAUCUAGCUCAUGUUCUGUAGAAAUACAGAUUGCUUUUCCAUCCAAAAAAUUUGUGAUGCUGUACCUCUCUUGAUUUUCCGUUCCUAUUGGAAAGACUUCAAAUGUGAGCAGUUUGUGUAUAACCUGUAGGAGCACUGUAAGUUCAUGUGUGUGCAUAAGUAAAUGUAAAACUGUAACAGAACUCUGAUAAAAAAAGGGUUACGGUAUACCCAUAAUGUGGUUGUGGACAAGAAAGACAUCUGUGAAGUCUCUCAACUGGCAUUUUCUGAAGGCUGAGUAGAAAAAGCUACUACAGCAUGGAGCAAUUAUGGCAUCAAGACGACCGCCUAAGAGAAAACGAUUUAACCAUGAUAGACAGUAUAAAUCAUAGAGCAGAAAAAUUUAUAAAAUGCCUUGCAAUAAAUGUUUUCCAUAUGCUUUCUGAGGAUAUAUUUAAUGAGCUAUCUAAUUAUAAUUACAAGGGGAAUUUCAGUGUUAUGUUAGCUCUUUGAGAGCUUUCAUUUUCAACCAAAAAAAAUAUGUAUUAUAAAUGUCUUGAAUUUGAACUUAAUCUAUAGGCUGUAACUUUAGAAUAUACAAGACUUUUUAUCCAGUUUUUAUUAUAAAUUAGCAUUAAUUUAAAAGUCUGAAUGUGAACACAUGUUUGAGAAGUGCUUAAAGAAAUGACAAGCUGUUGGUAAGGAGGAGUGUGUGUACCCUUCACUGGCCAUUUAGCAGUUAAAUUGUAAUGCAACUGUCCUUUGUCCAUGAGUUUUCAAUUGUUCUGCUGCUGUGCAUCACUGCUCAUUUACCUCUCUAAGAAGGAGAGAAAACCAUGAUUUGUCAUGUGUCUAUGGAUCAAGUCAUUUCUCAUUGUUUUAAUAUUUUUACCAUAUCAGUCUAUUCUUUUCCUUUUGCAAUUUUUGCACUUUCAUUUGAAGUAGCAGUAAUCUAAACACACAAUGUUUAUACAGUAGGUCCAUAUUAUUAAAUUUAAAACGCGUAGCAUAUGUAUUGUACACAAAUUGCUAAUUUCUUACCUUGGGAUAACAGAGGCUAAUAUGCAUCUCAAGGUUUGUUCCUGGACAGUGAAUACAAUGCACAAUUCGUGUGUUUUAGUAUCAUGUAAAAAUUAAAUUUAUUAAGGUCACAUUUUUCAUGUAUGUUAUAAUCAAAUUUAUGAUUGCUUGUGUUACUCAAAAGUAAUUUUCUGCCUACCUUUGGAUUAGGCAGUGUUUCUAUUCUUAACUGUUAAAAUGGCAAGGUAAUCUGUAUUUCUAUAUCAACCUUCACUUUGUGUCCGUUGUAAGGGAUACCAAGUGACCAAUAUACUAAAAUGUGAUCUAUUUUACAUAAAAUAGUUAUGGAAAUGUUAUUUGAGAGUUUGUCUGUGAGUAUAACUCAGUAAUACCAUCUCUCUGUGCAAAGAAUGCCUUCAUUUCAAAAGCAUUGCCAUUUUUUCUUUUUUUAAUAAGGAAUAAUUUCGUGAUUUACCUUAGUGCAAGGAUUUUUUUCAUUCUAAAUUAUCCUAUAGUUUGGGAAAAAAUGGAGAUUAUUUCCAUUUUUGUCUUUCAGUGCAUUUUAAUACAAAUAGUAAAUAACUAUAAUCCACAGUGCAUUUUAAUACAAAUAGUAAAUAACUAUAAUCCAGAUGUUCUCUGCUCUCAUCUUACAAGUAUUUGUAAUAUUAAUGAUAUUUUCCAGUGGAAUAAUAAUCUGUCCUUACAGCAGGGGAGCUGGAUACUUUCAUUAGCAUGUACUAUCUAUACCUUGACCAAAAAGGAAAGCAAAGUUAGAAAAUUACUAUAUUAGUUUUUUAAGUAAGAAACAUUCUCAAUUCCUUAUCAACCUCUAUGUUGUAAAGACUGUUUCACUGAUUCUGUUAUACUUCUAAUAUUAAUCUUUUAGUGCCGCUCUCUGUCAUGUUUUUUUGCUACACAUGAGUAUGUUGAGUUGGAAAGCAGUUCCCACAAAAAUAUACUUAACUGUAUAUUAUGCCUUCUAUAUUAUAAUUUUAUGACAAAAAAAAAAAAAAAAAAAAAAAAAAAAAAAAAACCAAGGAAAAAAUCCACAGUGUCUCAAAUUUUACCUCUUUACUAUCUUCUGUUUGUCCAGACAUUUCAUAGUCAAAUGGAUCCUUCCGGUCAAGUGCCCAUAUAAUUGAGUUUAGACCAUUUCAGUGCACUGACCUAUAAUGGUUGUAGAUAGGGGAAAGAGAUGUUUUCUUUCACAAGUAGAUUCUGUAAAGAACAGACUCUGAAGUGUAAACAUUUGAAUUCCAGAUGAUUCCCAUUACAAAUGGGGAUGCCUAUACAACAUCAGUGUAGAGUUUUUAAAACAUCUCUCUAAUACUACUUCCUUUGCAUAAAUAAUUCCUAUUGCAUAUGCUCUAUUUUUCUCAGACUGUAUGUUUCCCAAACAGCCACCUCUUUCUAAAUGUAGACCUAGACUGUAACAGAGAGCUGUAGCAUACUUUCAUUAAUGACCCUGGCAGCAGGCCAUGUGCAACCUUUGUUUAUCACAUUAACUUUGAGGAAUUACAUUGGCAUUGUCUAGGAUGUUAUUGCUCUUUGAUCUAUUCACUGAUUCCAUAGGGGACUGGGGAUUUUCACCUGUAGUACCUUGCACCACUUGGCUGAGUACAUUCUCUCCUUUGCUGUCGAGCUCCCUGCUGUUUCAUUUUGAGUUUCUCUGUAUAGCCUACAUUGGGUGUCAUCACUGUCUUUCUCUACAGUUCUUGAUAACAUGGGAGUCUUCAAUGAAACCAGUGGCUUUAUGCAAUUUUACUUUAUUAAUACC
Molecule: messenger RNA, 19263 nt
Organism: Lagopus muta (rock ptarmigan)
Lineage: Eukaryota; Metazoa; Chordata; Aves; Galliformes; Phasianidae
Gene: LRP1B
Product: LDL receptor related protein 1B
Exons: 88
Coding region: 168-13571 (4467 amino acids)
Molecular function (GO): calcium ion binding; protein binding
Source: RefSeq, a predicted model, not a curated record